Molecule: messenger RNA, 2406 nt
Organism: Cryptotermes secundus
Lineage: Eukaryota; Metazoa; Arthropoda; Insecta; Blattodea; Kalotermitidae
Product: major facilitator superfamily domain-containing protein 6
Exons: 11
Coding region: 618-2327 (569 amino acids)
Cellular component (GO): membrane
Source: RefSeq, a predicted model, not a curated record
CAGGCGGGGACUGGGCAUUAAUAGAACGAUGUUCGUCCUUGGCUUAAACUCACUUUCCGGCUUCUGCUCACAGCCUGCUGAUUGCUGAUUACCACAGUUUGCCUUGGGGUACGGGAACGUAGGCGCGUAUUAGAAGGGGGUUCCACGCCAAUCUUGCGAAAAUUACUGACGGAAUAAAACCAGUGCGAACAAGCAGGCUAUGUGAAUUACGGACACAAAUAAGACACAUGUCAAUAGUAUCAGAUAAACAUUCAUAUAACUGAAAUAAAAGUGGAACGUGAUAUCAGUGUUUCAAGUUAAUGUAAAAUACUGUAUGAUAAUUGUUUCCGGAAAUAACUGCAUGAAGCUGGCUUGAAGCGCAUCUGCAGGAUUCAGAUGCAAAGCUAUUGUUGAAGAAGCAAGUCAGCCGUAUUAUAGAAGACAGCGAGUUAACAAGACUCCUGUGGGGUGGUCUCCAGUGGAUUGAUCAUGCCAAAUUUUAUCAACAUCGAUCAUUCAGUGUGUAAUGCUGACGUCAACAAUUCGAUGGACGGACGCCCAUCUCUCGAAUAGGUUCCCACACUUGGAACCCAACAGAAAGCACCAUAUAACUGCAGGAACUCGGGCGUCGUUCCAUAAUGGACAAUGACAAGGCAACGCUGUCUGUCGGUACCUCUCCUAGGAAGAAAACCAAGAUAAACUAUGAGCGUCUUCCCGUUAAGGCGCAUUACUUCUUCUUCAUGGCCUCCCUGGGACCAAUUCUGCCAUUCUUGAAUGUAUUUGGCAAGCAAUUAGGAGUGUCUGAGAUGGUGAUGGGAAGCAUCACUGCUGUUCUGCCAGUCUUAUUUCUAGUGGCCAAGCCACUGUUUGGCCUGAUUGUAGAUUACUUCCAGGAUCAUCGUAAAACAGUAUUCAUGGGCCUGCUGUGUGCCAUGAGCAUGUGUUAUGUGCUCCUGUAUUUCAUACCACAGCCUGAUGGACCAUUCAUUACAGAGAAAUCAACCUAUCACCUGUCUGAUGUUCAAUGUAACCAACUGGAUAUAUGUCACAACUGGGAACUGUCUGAGGCUGCUGGGUGUGGACAUUACAAGAGAGUGAUAUGUAAUUGGACGUGUGGGGCAUCUAAUAAUGAAACACAUCUUGAUGCUCUGCUAAAUACAUCUCCAAUCACCAAAAAUGCAAGUGUCAAUGUGACCCCUUGUAUACUGGGAAACAUCAGUUCUCUCAUCUGCAGCUUUGAUGAUAACAAGAGUCACUGUGAAUUCUCUUGUGUACUGCAUGAGACAGAGAUAGAAAAAGAUUGUCUCUAUGGCACACCAGCAUUUUGGGGCUUUGUUCUCCUCAUGUCUUUAGGAACAAUUGGGUUUAAUGUUGCAAACAGCAUCAGUGAUGCCAUCUGCUUUGAUGUUUUGGGCAGUGGGGGAGAGAUGAAGUAUGGACAUCAGCGUGUCUGGGGCACCAUUGGGUUUGGUAUCACAGCAUUACUUGCGGGCUUUACUAUAGACUGGUGGUCUGCAGGCAGUCCUACCAAAGACUACACCCCAGCAUUUGUUUUAGUGCUCAUAUUUGCUGUGAUAGAUAUAUUUUGCUGUUUACAGCUCAGGUUGCCACCCAUUCCCCGCUCUGACAGUAUUCUGCGAGAUGUGGGAAACCUGCUGAAGCACAAGCAUAUUGUUGUCUUCCUCACUUUUGCUACACUGUCAGGAGUUAUUGAUAGUUUCAUUGUCUAUUUUCUCUUCUGGUACCUGGAAGAUCUGGCACAAGUCACAGGUGAUAUGGAUAACAUAAAACUGUUGGAAGGCAUUACUGUUGCUGUGGAAACUCUUGUUGGAGAAGUGAUAUUCUUCAUGUUGUCAGGUAAAAUUCUGAAGAAGAUAGGAUAUGGACAUUCUCUUACAUUGUGUUUUUUGGCAUACUCUAUACGAUUGGGUCUCAUUUCUCUGAUUCCAACACCUUGGUGGGUAUUGCCUGUGGAACUGUUCAUGCAAGGACCUACAUAUGCCAUGUGCUACACCACUAUAGUCGCAUAUGCGAGUGCUGUGGCACCCCCAGGAACCUCUGCUACAAUGCAGGGACUUGUUGCAGGCAUGGACGACGGCUUUGGGUAUGCUAUGGGGAGUCUGAUUGGUGGAGUGCUUUACCAUGAAGUGGGAGGCAAGUUGGCACUUAUAAUCUUCUGUGCCAUGUCCCUUCUGUGCUGCCUGAUUCACUUUGUACUGUAUGAAUGCUUUCUCAAACAUGUGAUGCUACCCGCAGGUUGCAGUCCUGAAGCUGAGUACAAACCCCCACUUGAUGCACUGAAUGCAACACAAGUGGCUACAGGUUCUGAGCUGGAUCACAAUUCAUGACAAUAAAAGUAUUCCAAAUUUAUAAGACAUAAAGACUAUGUAUUCAGUUAUUACACGGCAAUAAACACAUUUAGUAUCA